This is a messenger RNA of Phytophthora sojae, 696 nucleotides long. RefSeq lists its product as hypothetical. Lineage: Eukaryota; Oomycota; Peronosporomycetes; Peronosporales; Peronosporaceae. Gene Ontology annotation, cellular component: nucleus. Bases 1 to 696 code for a protein of 231 amino acids. The transcript has 2 exons. The record is from RefSeq and is a predicted model, not a curated record.
AUGGUACCUGAUAUCCGCAUGGAGGCGUUCUCCGAGGCGGUGCGCGAGUGGCAGGCGCUGCUGCGCGAGGCGGGCGAGGUCUUCGUGGCCAAGCACCUGGACGCCGCCAUGCAACUGGCCGUGGCGCUUCAGUGCGAGCAGGACGCAGAGGCGGAGCGCGCCGCCGCGGCCGUCAGCGGCGCCGAGCUGAGGGACUUCCUGGCCCUGGCCAUGCUGCUGCGGCGUCUGCUGGAGGCGGCCGUGCGCGGCCACAUGACGUUCCUGCUGCCUGCAGCGGAGAAGAGGACGGAGCUCAAGACGGAGCUGGCGAGGCAGCAGGCGCUCGUUGAGAGUCUGCCGGACGCCUUCCAGCUGCGCUGCCGGCAGCUACUGGAGCGUCACUGGGCGACGCUCACGCAGGCCGCCGAGACGACCAACUUCUCGCUGCCGAGGGUGCAGCAGCUGCACUGGAAGGUGGCAACGGGAGACGACGCUGGACGCCGCAUCCUCGUGCGACUGCAGACGUCGGACGGCAAGACGCGGACGAUUCACGUGCCACUCCGACAGUUCCACCAGCUACGCCACAGCGCGGCCACGGUGCUGCAGGAGAUGAACCAGGUGGAGGCGCACCCGAUGAUGCGGCUCGCCUACAUGGAGCAGAGCCGGCGGGCGGACACCACUUCGGUCUCGACGGCAGUAGGGGCGAGCGUACCGUGA